AUGGCUUCGAGACGGCGGAAAAAAGAUGAGGAUGUGGCCGAAGUAUGGGGUUCUGCAGCUGCAGAUCUAGAACGAGCACUGACCAAGGUUCGACGCGGGGAGCGGAUUGUGAGGCUUUUUCAGACUGGGCCUGGUCAGGGCACUGGUGAUAGUGGAGCUGCUGACUUGGCAAAGGCCUUGGUGGACUGUCAUGGGCAGCCCAAAGGCAACGGUUUGGUGGCUCUCAGGCUGCGAGGACACCAGGUGGGAGACGAUGGUGCCACUCACAUAGCAAACGCUCUGGAAGUAGCUGCAAGUGAAAAGAUGCACACAAUUGAUGUCAGUGGCAACAGGAUCUCUGAUUUCGGAAUGAUUCAGUUGAGCAAGGCCUUGCUGAUGGCGAGCAAAAUGCGGAUCCUGGAUCUUUCAGGGAACAAAUUCGGGGACCAGGCAACCGAAGAGUUGGCAAAGGCAUUGCCCCCGAAUUUGGAGGAGCUUGACUUGACAGGCAAUCAGAUUGGGCCUGACGGAAUCAAAGCUUUGGCCUCUGUGGCCACAGGAGCUCUCCAUUGGUGA
Messenger RNA from Durusdinium trenchii, 555 nucleotides. Lineage: Eukaryota; Dinophyceae; Suessiales; Symbiodiniaceae. The record is from the annotation of a GenBank genome assembly.